Molecule: messenger RNA, 1222 nt
Organism: Cynoglossus semilaevis (tongue sole)
Lineage: Eukaryota; Metazoa; Chordata; Actinopteri; Pleuronectiformes; Cynoglossidae
Gene: eef2kmt
Product: eukaryotic elongation factor 2 lysine methyltransferase
Exons: 8
Coding region: 142-1074 (310 amino acids)
Cellular component (GO): protein-containing complex
Source: RefSeq, a predicted model, not a curated record
GACCGCCGUAAAAGAAAGAAUAGAGGUACACAGACAGAACGUGUUACACCGUUAUAAGAACCUGUUUAUCCAAAUAGAAGAGGCCAGUUAUUGUGUAUUGUUUGUCACGCCUAUAUAUAUUUUGUGAUUACGGAAGAAAAAAUGAAUUUACUCGUGGAAGAAUUCCAGCGACAUUUUUUCUCCAUGACUCGUCUGCCUUCUUUCCCCUGGUCUUCUCUACUAGAACAUCUACAGAGGGACACAUCGUCCCAACUGAUUUCAGAAAUCCUGGAUCAGACAUGUCGUCACUCACUGUGCAGGAAGUUCCCACCUUCGGUCAGAUUCAGGAGACUGUUCCUCUCUCAGCUCAUCAAACAGCAGGAGGAGGCAGGAGCGGACCCUCUGGAUGAGCUCUACGAUGCCCUGGCCGAAGUUCUGGGACCUGAGGAUGCCAAUGAGUGCUACAAGAACUAUUUAUUGCCACAUGGUGGCGCAGUUACCUUGCUGGAGAACACGGCUCUAAUCUCACAGGGAACGACGGGGCUGGUGACCUGGGAGGCUGGCCUUUACCUUGCUGAGUGGGCUCUGGAUCAUCGGGAAGUCUUCACUGGAAGGACAGUUCUGGAGCUUGGCAGCGGCAUGGGUGUGACAGGUAUCACCGUCUGUCGCUGCUGCAGCCCGAGCAGUCUCGUCUUCAGCGACUACAACCCCAGCGUCCUGCAGAAACUCAGAACUAAUGUGGGGGUCAAUGGUCUGAGCAACGCCACGCCUGUGGUCAGCGUGGAGCAGCUGGACUGGACGUCAGCCACGGAAGAGCAGUUACAAAAGAUUGGGGCGGACGUCGUCAUCGCUGCAGAUGUGACAUAUGACCCCGAAGUAGCAAGAAAUCUGGUGACACUAGUGUCAAAGGUCAUCAGGAGCUCAGGUCCAGAGGUUUUCAUCUGCUCCACCAUCAGGAACUUGGAGACGCACCAUGGAUUUAAGCAGCAUCUCGAAAAUGCCGGAAUCAAGCAUAAAGUGAUCACAGGAGGCGCUAGUCGUGUGUUUUGUUAUGAUAGAACCUUGUCCCUGGAACUGAUUCAACUGUACCGAUGACAGGACUUCCACUCAACAGUUCUAUCAGGCGUUUCGUUGAUACAAAAUCAAAAAGAACAAAGACCAGUGUGUGUGGACAAUGACAGCGACAGCAGAUAAACAGCCAGAGUUGUAUUUUUAAAAUAAACCUUAUUUAAUUAUUUAAAAA